Messenger RNA from Actinia tenebrosa (Australian red waratah sea anemone), 3397 nucleotides. RefSeq names its product ankyrin repeat and SOCS box protein 7. Lineage: Eukaryota; Metazoa; Cnidaria; Anthozoa; Actiniaria; Actiniidae. The record is from RefSeq and is a predicted model, not a curated record. Gene Ontology annotation, biological process: intracellular signal transduction. Gene Ontology annotation, molecular function: protein binding.
CUAACAUGGCGUCGAAGUGAAAAUCUUUUGAUCAAAACAUCUCAGAAUUUUCUCMUUAGUUUUGCUCUAUUUUCUUUAAAAAUUGAGUUAAUAAUGAGCAGACGUAAACGUCUAAGAGGAGAAGAAGGCAAAGUGAGGAACAAAGCUCAGAUUCAGCGCGAAGCUCGUCUUCGAGAGUCUGUUGCUACAGGAAAUGUGAAAAAGGUUCGAGAACUCAUAAAUGAUGGAGCAUCAGUCAACCAAAAAGACGUUAAUGGCUGGACUUUACUUCAUCUUGCGGCUAGUAGAGGACAAGAAAGGGCUUUGAGGGUGUUACUAGAGAAAGGUGGUGAUCCUUUGGCUAAGGAUUCGGUGGGAGGCUUUACUGCUAUGCACUAUGCUGCCAUGCAUGGAAGAACAAGAAUUUGUCGUCUUCUAUUAAAUUAUGAAGGAUUUGACAAGAAAAAACUUGUGGACGCCAGGAGCGAUGAUGGUUGGACUCCACUCCAUGUCGCUGCUCAUUAUGGUAGACAAUCGUUUGUGGUUCUUUUAUUGGAUUCUAAAGCACGAGUAGAUGCUUUAAGCGACAAAGGUACAACUGCACUUCAGCUGGCGAUCAUUCGUGAACGAUGUAAUUGUGUUAAGGUUUUACUCGAAGCUGGUGCUAAUAUAGACAUACAGUUCGGUUUCCCUCUUCGUUAUGCUGUGAUCAAAGGUAACUUAACUUGUGCUAAAAUGUUAGUUGAACACGGAGCGAAGACGAGUAUAAGGAGACUCGAAGAUGGACAGACUCCUUUACAUUUGGCAGCCAUGAGGAACAACGAAUCCUUGGCCAAGUUAUUGUUUAAGUUCGGUGCUGAUGUUAAUGUUUUCAAUGAUGAAGGACUAACGCCACUGGGAAUUUCGCAAAUGAUGUGUAACAUAAACAAUACUGAGAGUGGCUGUGUAAAAUUCCUUGCCAGUGUCACAAAAAAUGUUAGAAGUUUACAAGACUCAUGCCGAAUAGUGAUACGUGAAGCAUUAAGUCGUAACCGCCUAGAACAGAUCUCAGACCUACCUGUCCCUAUCAUAUUAAAACAGUUCUUGAAUUACAAGUAUAAUUUCCUUUAAUGUAAGUAUGACAUUCUUAGAAACCGAGGAUCAUAUGUUUUCUCAACACUGCAAAAAUUAACCCAAAACUUUCUUGUUUUUUUCUCUCUCGAUAUUCUGCAAACUCAGACAUUUCAACGGCUUGUUGUGAAAUUGUUUUUUACUGCUUUUACUGUUUUUUUUUUUUUUGAAUGACAGCAGCAAUAAACAAAUUUCAUAGUGCAUUAUGUAACUACUGAGUUUGUAGAAUAUCAAAAAUCACGAAAAAAAUAUCUCAGAGUAAGAAAAUCUUAGCUGACAUCUAAAAGGUUCAUUCAGAAAUCAAAACCAUCCCAAAAUUAAUUACGUCGAAGUUMGAAUUAUAUUGUUCUUCUUGCUGAUCUUUUAUCCAAACACAGUGUUGUAGACCAAGGUGUUAUUUGAAGAAAAUAUGUAGUAGCAUUUCAGGGCGUAAAAUUACAGCCAGUUAUCAGUCAGUGUCUAGUCAGAAUAUGGUCUUUUCAAUUUUUUGCCUUACUGAUAAUUUUGACCAAUAACAUUAAGCCAGAAACUGAGCUAAAACUAAUUUGGCUGCUGAWCUUGACUGGUGACUGACUGUCCAUGGUUUUAAGCCAUGGUGUUUCUUGAUUGACUUUCAUUUUCUGUGUUUUUAGAUCUAGUCAUCCAAAUGUUUUUGAUAUGUUUACAUGUCUGUCAGCCUACAACUAUUUGCAAAAUACAAUAUAAACCAGGAGUUCCUUCCCUCUUAUGAGGGAUAAUGGAAACUACUUGGAAAGUCAUGCAAAUACUGUGGCAUAGUAAGCUAAUCAUACUCCUUGAAAAAUCAUUUUUGAGUYCUUGAAUAGUCCUCGAAUUGUAAGUGGUUUUGUGGUUUCAGUCCUUGGUGUUAAGUCUCUGUUGGAUAUGGUGUACAUUUGUAGAGGGACUGUGAGAAAAGGGGCUAAGAUGAUUUUAACCCCCACAUAUUUUAACCCUUUUAAAGUUGCAAAAUUUUUCAUCCUAGUCUACCAUAGUUUCCAAUCUGUGCCUCCCAUUUUUCAUUUCUCUCCAUGGUCCUUUUAUGUCUCUGAGUACUACAUGUAGUAAAAUUUUGUUUUCAACAUCCUUGGGAUGUAAAAUUCUGUUGCUUCUUUUUUGCUCUGCUAGUGAGAAAUCARCAAGAGAAUAGACCCCUUCACAGUUCCCUGCACCAUCUGGAAAGGUAACUGUGCCUUUGCAUUGAAGCAAGACGAAAAAUGAGCUUGCAAUAAGACACCCCCCCUACCCCCAGAAAUUCCAAUUUUCUUUCAUACAAACUCCGUAAUUUUUGUUCUUUCUCUGACCCCGUCACUCUUCGGAAACUCCAAAUUCCUCUGGGGGGUGGGUAUGGAUAAUUUCCGGAACUACACAAUGGCAUGGCUACCAUUCAAGAUGACACAGAGAACUGUGAAAGGACUAUUUUACUCCUGGGUUCCAAGGAUGGUUUUUCAAGAGAUACGUAAAAAAUGUSUAGCUGAAAACAAAUUAACUAGAGACUGGGUGAUUAUCUUGAGAUGAAAAAUAUCAAAUAUCCUGGAAAAACCAUGGCUCAUUCAACUAUCUGAAUGGCCUGUUACAUACCAGCGUUCAAAAACUGGUGUAUCAUCAUUUAUUACAUAGGUAUUGACAAAACAAAGUUCACAGAAUUUAGAGUGAUUGUACUUCAGGGCUUAAAAUAAUGGCCAUUAAUCAUGCAAUGUCUGGCGAGAAUUAUAACUUUUCUGGUCAAAGCUUUGCCUUACAGUCAUUUUAACCAGUAAAUUUGAGCCAGAAACAAGCUAAAACAAUAAACCAGCCAUUAUUUUAGAUCCUGCACUUGGAAACAGUAUUUCAUUUAUUGUCCGCUAAAAAGCACAAUAUCUAUAAUUGUAUAGUCAGUGCUGUUUAGGACUAAAUAGUGUAAGUUAUAUAACAGUGUUUUAAAGACAGAGUGGUUUUAAUUAAACCCAGUGAAAUAUUUGAAUAAUGGUUUGUCAAGGCUUGUCAAUCUUAUUUACUGUUGUUUUCUACUGUGUCUAAUAGGCCUUCCUCAUGCGGCAUGCUGCCAUGUUGACUGGAACAAUARGCGGCAUGAGUAAGGAACAACACAUCAACAAGUAAUGUUUUUUGCAAGUAAAAUCACACUAUAGUGUAAUUGCAAAUCACUAUGCUUUUUACCAGCAUUUUUUAUAAAAACAUCUGCAUUUACAGGUUGCAAAGCAAAGAUAAUAUUUAGUAUUAUUUAUAAACAAAUUAUAUGGAAAGUGCAUAAGAGAUGUGAAAAUUUAUAUGAGAAUAUCUUAUCGUCUGAAUAAAGAAAAGGUAACAUUGA